Molecule: messenger RNA, 3056 nt
Organism: Mytilus trossulus (common blue mussel)
Lineage: Eukaryota; Metazoa; Mollusca; Bivalvia; Mytilida; Mytilidae
Exons: 3
Coding region: 223-993 (256 amino acids)
Source: RefSeq, a predicted model, not a curated record
AAUAUCAACCGCGUAUUUAAUUAAAAUAUUUGAUCACGUGAUAAGAAAUGGAAUAAUGAAAAAAACUUCGCACCUAUCACGUCAUAUCAAUAGACCGUACGUUUUUUAAAUUCAAAUGUUAAAUGAUGUCAAACGAAACUUUUGACAGAAGUUUGUAGCAUUCAUUUCUAAUUAAGAUUUGGUAAAAUGUAAAUGUGAACAAUAUUUUAAAUUAAAGUCACCAUGGGUAUAUGUGGUGAUGCUUCAACUUGGGCAAAAGUUGCCGCAAUUUUAGAUUUAAUUGGAUUACCAUUGUUUAUAUCUGGAUAUGCAACUCCAGCAUGGAUGGUAUCAGAGACAAUCAGACAACUUUUAGAUGUUUCUAUAGGACUUUGGCAAGUGAAUGAUUGCUCCUCAGGGUCAUGUAAAACUAGCAGUGUUCCAGAUUCUUAUAAAACCGGUUCGUUUCUUGGAACCCAAGCUUUAGAGUCACUUGCAAUGGUAGGAUACAUUUUAGCAACUAUUUUCAUAGUUAUCUAUGUUGCUACAGAAAAGGCUAGAACAAGAUGUUUCGCAAUUACCAUAAUGACCUUCAGCUUAGCAUCAACGUUUUUCUGUGUGAUUGGAAUGAUUAUCUGGCUGGUUGAGAUUCCAGCAUCGUAUUUUGGAUCCUGGUCACUUGGGUUGACAAUUGUCGCUGCUGCUUUAUAUGUUGUUGCUAGUUGUCUUCUCAUAAGAGACCUUCGUGCACAGAAAAAGGCCAACAUUCUGAGAGUUCAACCACAAGAAAAAGUACCACCAAUUCCUUUGCAACCUACGUACUAUAUUCGUGACCACAGUCCAAGAUAUGAAAGAAAGGCGCUUCCUCCGCCCUCAGAAACAUAUUCACCGAGAACGCCUCGGUCAGUGCGGAUCGAUGUUGUAUCGCCAGCCUUUACAGAUAGCUCUAAUAGAUCACAACGCCGCUACGGAACACCCAAAUAUUCACAACGAUAUGAUUAUAAAGCGCGAUAAAGUGUAGUUACUGUCGAUAAAGUGAAGUUACUGUUAUUUGUCAUUAGCUAAUAGGGUCCUGGUCCGCGUCACUAGCAGUAAACAAGAACCCAAUGUCAUCAUUUCAAUUUGGGCAGAAUGUGACUGUAUUUAUAAGUAGGAUGACGCUGUUUGUUAAAUAGAAGUUAUCACAAACCAUAAACAUGUCAUCUGUUCACUAUGGAUACGUAAAUUCUAAUUCAUACUUUUCUACAUUCCAUAUAGUGUUCAUACACAAGUUAUUGUCUUAGAUUCAAGAAUGAAUUGUUAGAAGUUUAAACGGCAGCGUGACACAUUUUGAGGAUACAAAUAAGCGAGUCCAUGCAUGAACCAUUAGUGCCUUGUUAUAAAAUGUGAAUGUCAUCAUACGAAAACCUUGUCUCAAAAACGAAUCAGUUCAACAUCGGUCAUCCUUUAUUUAUGUUUCUUUACAAUGCCUCAAUAGUAGCAUAUAGUUGACGAAUAAUAUAAAAUUAUUCCUAUGUGUGUUAUUCUAUAUCAUAUUGUAUUAACAAUUUAAAGACGUAUUCUUAGUAAUUUAUACAGAUUAUAGUAAACGACAGUUUAUCGUUAAUGUAUGCUUUUGAACUGAAGUGACUUCAUCGCACAAAUGGAAUUAUCAAACAUAUGGAAAUAAAUCGUUAUCGACACGUUAAAGAAAAAUAUGUACACAAAGAAAUAUGGAAAUGAACGAUAGAUGUUUACUACAUAACCCAAAUCCGAUAGAAUGUCAAUUAAGCUAAAAAUGCCUUCAAGAAUAAUGUAUAGUAAUUUUCGUUAAAUUUUCUGUAUUUAAUGAGGCUAUUUGGUAGAUUAAGUUUUUCUAAAUGAAAAUUUAGAAAUUUGAAGUCUUAAAUGGUUCAAUUCAAAUUUAGAAAUUUGAAGUCUUAAAUGGUUCAAUUCAAAUUUAUAAAUUCUGAUUUCUGACAGAUUUGUCAUAAACGCGUCUUGUGCAAGCUCAUUUACUAAAUGAUGUUAUUUGAAAUGUAAGACUUUUUGAUUUCGAAAUUAUAUGGCCAAUAGAGAUUUCUUUGUACCUCCUUUUACACAAAUGAUUACCUUACUUUUUUUAAUCAAAGCAGUAUAAUUAUCUCAUAUAAAAAAUUAUCAUGUAUUGCUUGAAAGAUCGCGGGGAAUGAAACUUUUGACCAACAAUCUAUUAUGUGGUGUUAUUUUUUUGUUUUGGAGUAAAACAAAGUAGAAAAUCUGUCAUCUUAGUUUAGACUCACAGGCACUUGUCUCUGAUUGUUUUUAAUAUAAAAGUAUAUUAGUAAAACAAAACGUUUCCAAUUGUCUAUGUUCAGGCUAUAAACUUGUUUUUUCUUAAUCGUGUGAUUGAGUACCCAGAACUUGUCCAGAAGUAUAAAUGUUGUUUUCUGUUAUCAAUAUACUAAUGUUGUCUAUGCAUGGGAACACUAUAUCUAACGCCAAUAUAUAUGUUCCUGGUUGCCUGUACUUAUAUUUUGCAAAUAUUUAAUUUUUGGAUAAUGAUUUUUGUUUGAGAUUUUACGAACGAUGCAAUGUACUGUAAAAUGUACUAUAAUAUUACUUUCUUUUUUAAUUGAAAACUGUUUGCCCUUAAGUAUGUCUGCUUAAAUACAAUCACACCAAUUUCCAUAUUCUCUGACCAAAUUUAAUUUCCAGUUACAUAGUUUGAAAAGAUUGAAAUUUAAUGACCUGUUCUGAAAUUCCAUUGUUUUGAAAUCGUUGUUCUCAAAAAGUUGUUUGUGGGAAGGUCAACACAAUGUACUGGGUUCUGUUGACACCGUAAACAAAACGACAAUGAGCAACACUGCUGAGAAAUAGAACGGUAUCAUUACAUAUUGUAAGAAUGUAAAUCAUUUCAUUUUCUUUUUAUUUUUUGACAAUAUUUACCACAUGGAUAGUGUCAUGGAUUGUAUAAACCAACAAUGAAAUAUUGAAAGAAGACAAAGUUUGUUGAGAGAAAAAGAGAAAUGUACGUAAAUAAUGGCAUAAAAGAAGAUAUGUUGUUUAAUUUAAACUUAUGUUAUCAUAAAAUAUCAGGUAGAUUUAUUAAAUAAUUU